UUAACUUGGCCAGCAAAAAUCGAAACUUUGUCAUCGGCUCCAGAAGAGAAAUAUGGGGCCCAGGCUAGAAACAGAAAAAAAAAAUUUUUUUUCUUAGAAACCAUUUCGCAUGUCUUCCACUAACAACAUCGUUUCUUCUUCCUCUGCAGUUAGCACUAGCAGGAAACGUACUCGUGACGAAGUAGAGAGCACUCCCAACGUUAACGAGGUGUCAUCGAGUACUCAAUCCGAUCCAAACGAGUACCGUGGCAGGCUAGUGCCUUUCAAACCAGUGUCCACGGAAAACCUGUUAAGUGUAUAUAGUAAACUUUUCCUGGAUCCGUACCAGUGUUCAAUCCGCGGGCGGUCUGACCCUUUGCCAGCCGAGUAUCAGGACGGGGAUGAAGUCUAUCCUCGAGAAUGGUUGGUACUCGAGGGUCAAGAGGCAAGGACACCCAAGGGCCACGUGCUAAAGCGUGAAGGCUUCACGCUAUUCCGUCUGCAUGAGCCAUCGUUGUUCAAGCAGUUGGAGAAGCUCAAGCUUCGGCUGGUCUCGGAGGAGGAUUGGGAGACCGCCAAAAAAGCAAGGGCUACUCUGCAACAACAACAUAGAGUGGCUGAGGCGCCUGUGGUUGCAAGCACCACAGAGUCAAUGCAGGAGUUGGCAGCUAGGGGUCUGCGCAAGGUUUUCACUGAGCUGACCGCUGUUGGCGUGGAAGCGCCUCAUAGUAAACGCUUGGAGGAAAGGGCAGCUCUAUGGAUAGAGCUAUAUAAGACGGUUGUGCCAGCCAAGCAUCCUGUCGAUCAAGAGGAGACUGCUAGCGAGCCAAACAGUUCUCCUCGUCAUAGUAAGAGAGCUCGAACAUCCGUAGAGCCAUCUACAAAAUAGUAUUUUUUUUCAUCGACAUUAAUAAAAGUGC
Molecule: messenger RNA, 899 nt
Organism: Lobosporangium transversale
Lineage: Eukaryota; Fungi; Mortierellomycota; Mortierellomycetes; Mortierellales; Mortierellaceae
Exons: 2
Coding region: 110-868 (252 amino acids)
Source: RefSeq, a predicted model, not a curated record